AUGGAUUUAGAUUUCGAUGUACUAGAAGAUGAUGAAUUAGAUGCAUUUGAUCUAGUUGUAUAUGGAAUACCGCGAAACAUACAUAUACGUGCUAAUUAUUUUGAAAAAUAUGACGACUUAAAUUUUUUUAGAAGAUUUAGGUUACGAAAACAGUCUGUUAUUAAUAUAUUAGAACAAAUUCAAGAUCGCCUGGAGUACACCUUUUCUAGAAAUAAUCCAGUUACACCAAUGCAACAAUUGCUCAUUGCUCUACGUUUAUAUUCGACUAAUGGAUUUUUGAUAACAAUGGAUGAUUAUGGUGGAAUGGAUAAAUCUACAGUUUCAAGAAUAAUGGUGAGAUUGUCUGAGGCUAUAGCUUCAUUGGCAAACAUUUACAUAAAAUUACCACAAACACAAGAAGACAUUUUACGAACUCAGAGAAAUUUUUUUAAUAUUGCUGCAUUUCCAAAAGUAAUUGGUGUCAUUGAUUGCGGUGAUGAUGCAGAAGUUUUUAGAAACAGAAAAUCAUAUUUUUCCUUGAAUGUACAAGUUGUGGUAAAUGCAGAUAAUGAAAUAAUGGAUAUUGUAGCUCGAUGGCCCGGCUCUGUUCAUGAUUCAACAAUAUUUCAAAAUAGUAAUUUAAGAAUGCUUUUUGAAACAAAUCACUUUCACAAUUGCUUAUUAUUGGGUGAUAGUGCAUAUCCUACAAGACCUUACUUAUUUACACCAUUAUUAAAUCCUCAAGGCCCUGCUCAACAAUUAUAUAAUGAAUCACAUAUCAGAACAAGAACUAGAGUAGGACACACGUUUGGUCUUUGGAAACGUAGAUUUCCAAUAUUAGCAUAUGGAUCUCGUUUACAAAUCAAUACAGUAAUGACAAUAAUCAUAGCAACUGCCGUGUUGCAUAAUAUAGCACAACGUCAAGGGGAAGAUAUUCCUCCACCUGUUGAUGAAGAACUUAAUAUUUUAGAAAUUAUUGCACAUGAUCGUGUACCAGUUCCUCCUCAUCAUCAAAAUGACGCAGGCAAUGCAGGUCUACUAGCACACUAA
Molecule: messenger RNA, 1029 nt
Organism: Trachymyrmex cornetzi
Lineage: Eukaryota; Metazoa; Arthropoda; Insecta; Hymenoptera; Formicidae
Product: putative nuclease HARBI1
Exons: 5
Coding region: 1-1029 (342 amino acids)
Source: RefSeq, a predicted model, not a curated record